AUGAAAUUAUUUAUUGACCAUUUUCUAAAUUUUCAACAAGAGUUUAUUUGUCUAGAGACAAUUCAAUUAAUUGAUAUAACUUAUUUCACAUUUUAUUUACUCAUUAAUGUAUCAUCACUUUUAUUCAUAAAUGAAAAUAUUAAUGUACUUAUUCAGAAUUUUAUCAAAGAAACAUUAGAAAGACAAAGAAAUAUUUUAACUAAAUUGAGUUUGGACGAUGAUAAUGUAUUUGAAUCAAUUAAUCUUCCAUUUUAUCAAUUAACUUAUUUAACAAUUGAUUAUUGUUCAAGUUCAAUAUUAAGUCAUAUAGUUAAAAAUUUGAUUCCUUCAAUUACUCAUCUAGACAUUUCCAUUGAUCAACUUGAUUUGGAUACAAAACGAACUUGUCCCGAUUUGAGUUGUUUAUCAUCUAGUCUUACACAUUUGACAUUAAGAAUUGGUAGUGACUUUUAUGAUGUUUCAAUUGAAUGGUUUAAACAAUAUUCAUUACGUCUCCGUCAAUGCAAUUUUACUUAUCGAUGUCAAACUGAUUCGAACUAUAAAUCUGUUAUUUUAUCAAUUGGUGAUAAACGUUUCACAGAUGGUAAUUAA
Molecule: messenger RNA, 591 nt
Organism: Rotaria sp. Silwood1
Lineage: Eukaryota; Metazoa; Rotifera; Eurotatoria; Philodinida; Philodinidae
Source: the annotation of a GenBank genome assembly